Linum tenue is the source of this 2619-nucleotide messenger RNA. NCBI's taxonomy places the organism in Eukaryota, Viridiplantae, Streptophyta, Magnoliopsida, Malpighiales, Linaceae. The record is from the annotation of a GenBank genome assembly.
AUGACAGUGAAAGUGAAGGCGGUGGCGACCGUGAAAGAGACGGCGGGUGGGUUCCUUGGGAUCGGCGGCGACGGUGUUUCAGACUUCUUUGGGAAAGGCCUCCGGUUGCAACUCGUCAGCGCCCAACUUCAUCCCGAGACGGGGUUAGAGAAACCGGUUAUCGAAUCACGUAUGAAGAGAGCAAGCAAAAAGAACGGGGAGGUGAAGUACGAGGCGGAGAUCGAAGUUCCUGACGAUUACGGAGAAGUUGGUGCAGUAAUUGUGGAGAACGAGCACGGUAAUGAGCGGUUGCUAAUCGAUAUCGUCCUCGAUGGGUUUGUCAAUGGUCCGGUCAACGUGGUUUGUGACUCUUGGGUCCAUCCCAAGUCUAAGGACUCCAAGAAUAGAGUUUUCUUCACUACCAAGUCAUACUUGCCGUCGGAGACACCGGCCGGACUGAUCAAGUAUCGGGAGGAAGAGCUGAAACUACUCCGAGGAAAUGGUGAGGGACAGCGCGAGAAAGGAGAACGGAUCUAUGAUUAUGACGUCUACGACGACCUCGGAAACCUUGACGGCAAUCCGGAUCUCGUCCGACCCGUCCUCGGCGGCAAAGACCGCCCCUAUCCUCGCCGGGUCCGCACCGGCCGUCCCCGACCAGAAUCCGGUACGUAUUUUACGCUUCUCUGGAUCAAGAACAUGCUGCCCCUCGCGACGGGAAACUCCGAUUUCUACGUGCCGCGCGACGAGGAGUUCUCGCAGUUGAAGAAGUCGGCGUUCUCUUCCGCCACGGUGUCUGGGGCGCUACGCGCGGUGGUCCCGACGGCGGAGACUUUCUUGAUCGAUUGGGAUUUAGGGUUUCCGCACUUGACCGCCAUUGAUUCGAUGUACGAUCAAGGCCUUAACCUCCGUCCUCGCACGGCGGAUUCCCCCUGGACGGAUAUCAUCCCCAGGCUGAUUAGGACCGUCGCUAAUAGCGCCGACGACUUUCUGCAGUUCGUGGUCCCUGAAUCAAUGAAGAGGGACAGAUUUUUCUGGUUGAAAGACGAGCAGUUUGGCAGGCAGACUCUUGCUGGUGUUAAUCCUUGUUCAAUAGAACUGGUGAAGCAAUGGCCAUUGAAGAGUAAGCUUGAUCCACAGAUCUAUGGUUCACCAGAAUCUGCAAUCACAACAAAGAUUGUUGAACAGCAAAUUAGAGGGUUCAUGACCUUUAAUGAUGCUAUGAAGCAAAAGAAGCUGUUCAUGUUAGAUUACCAUGACCUACUGCUACCCUUCGUUGGACCGGUGAGGCUGCUCAAAGGAACUACGCUGUAUGGAUCACGAGCAUUGUUCUUUCUCACUCCGGUAGGCACGUUGAAGCCGGUGGCAAUCGAGCUGGUCAGGCCACCCUCGAAGAAUGAUGGGAAGCCUCAGUGGAAGCAAGUGUUUACACCGGGGAACUGCUCUGCCACUGAGGAGUGGCUGUGGAAGCUGGCGAAAUCUCACUUCCUGGCUCAUGACUCUUGCUAUCAUGAGAUAGUCAGCCACUGGCUGAAAACACAUGCUUGCAUGGAGCCGUACAUCAUCGCCACAAACCGGCAGCUGAGCGCUAUGCACCCGAUUCACAGGCUAUUGUUGCCUCACUUCCGGUACACCAUGGAGAUCAACUCUCUGGCUCGCCAAACUCUGGUCAAUGCUGAUGGCAUCAUUGAAUUAGGCUUCUCCCCUCUCAAAUACUCCAUGCAGCUCAGCUCUGCAGAUUAUGACCAGAGAUGGCGGUUCGACUAUGAGGCUCUUCCCAAGGACUUGAUCAGGCGGGGAAUGGCCGUUGAGGACCCAUCAGCACCACACGGCCUGAAACUGACAAUCGAAGACUACCCAUACGCGAGCGACGGCCUGAUCCUAUGGGACGGCUUAAACCAAUGGGUCGCCGACUACGUCAACCACUACUACCCAAACCCAUCCCUCAUCAUCUCCGACGCAGAGCUCCAAUCCUGGUGGACCGAAAUUCGCACCGUCGGCCAUGCUGACAAGAAAGACGAGCCAUGGUGGCCAUCUCUCCGCACACCAUCCGACCUCAUCGAGAUAGUCACCACCAUGGCAUGGACAGCAUCAGCGCAACACGCCGCGGUGAACUUCGGGCAGUACACCUACGGCGGCUACAUCCCCAACAGGCCUUCGAUCGCCAGGACCAACAUGCCAACGGAGGAUCCCACCGAGGAAUCAUGGAAGCAGUUCAUCGAGGAGCCCGAGACGGUGCUCCUCGAGAUGUUCCCUUCCCAGCUCCAGGCCGCGGUGGUGAUGACGAUGCUGUCCCUGCUGUCGAACCACGCCGCGGACGAGGAGUACAUCGGGCAGGCGAUGGAGCCCUGCUGGGGCGACGACGCGACGAUCAAGGCCGCGUUCGAGAGGUUCAGCGGCAGGAUGAAGGCGCUGGAAGGGGUUGUUGACGCGAGGAAUGGGAAUGAGAAGCUGAGGAACAGGAAUGGUGCUGGGGUUCUGCCGUACGAGUUUCUGAAGCCGGUUUCCGAGCCUGGUGUUACUGGUAAAGGUGUGCCCUACAGUAUUUCCAUAUGAAUGUGACCAUCUCUCCAUUUUGCAGCUCCCCUGCAGAUUGCCCUGUGUAUGAUGAUCAAGGGAAACUACUGGUUUUGUUGGGUGGAU